Cololabis saira (Pacific saury) is the source of this 2733-nucleotide messenger RNA. It is a transcript of the gene hsp90aa1.1, whose product is annotated as heat shock protein 90, alpha (cytosolic), class A member 1, tandem duplicate 1. Gene Ontology annotation, molecular function: ATP hydrolysis activity; ATP-dependent protein folding chaperone; disordered domain specific binding. The coding region runs from base 218 to 2392 and encodes 724 amino acids. Gene Ontology annotation, biological process: protein folding; cellular response to heat; protein stabilization. NCBI's taxonomy places the organism in Eukaryota, Metazoa, Chordata, Actinopteri, Beloniformes, Belonidae. Gene Ontology annotation, cellular component: neuronal cell body; myelin sheath; perinuclear region of cytoplasm. The record is from RefSeq and is a predicted model, not a curated record. The transcript has 11 exons.
GAGGAGCUUCGAGAAACCACCCCUGAAGUAUAAAAAGACACCGGCGUGCCUCGGGGUAAUGCAUUAGAGUCAAAAAGUACUCACUCGAACGCACCCGAAGAGAGACUUAACUGCCCACAGGAGCAGCAGCAAAGCACACAUUUGAAGAAGAAAAAGAGAAGUUCAGUCAAAUUACUUGAAAGAUUAUCCUCAAGAAGUGAGAAAGACUGCACUCAAGAUGCCUGAGAAAGCUGGACACGUCAUGGAGGACGAAGUAGAGACCUUUGCCUUCCAGGCUGAGAUUGCUCAGCUUAUGUCCCUUAUUAUCAACACUUUCUAUUCAAACAAGGAGAUCUUCCUUAGAGAGCUCAUCUCCAACUCUUCAGAUGCCUUGGACAAAAUCAGAUAUGAAAGCUUGACAGACCCCAGCAGACUCGAGUCCUGCAAAGAGCUUAAGAUCGAAGUCAGGCCCGACCUGCACGCUCGCACCCUGACCCUGAUUGACACGGGUAUCGGCAUGACCAAGGCCGACCUGAUCAACAACUUGGGCACAAUCGCCAAGUCUGGCACCAAGGCUUUCAUGGAGGCUCUGCAGGCUGGAGCUGAUAUCUCCAUGAUUGGUCAGUUCGGUGUGGGUUUCUACUCUGCAUAUCUGGUGGCUGAGAAGGUCACAGUCAUCACAAAGCACAAUGAUGAUGAACAGUACAUUUGGGACUCUUCGGCUGGAGGCUCAUUCACAGUCAAAGUAGACAGCGGAGAACCCAUCGGCAGAGGAACAAAAGUGAUCCUUCACCUCAAAGAAGAUCAGACAGAAUACUGUGAGGAGAAGCGCAUUAAGGAAGUCGUGAAGAAGCACUCACAGUUCAUUGGCUAUCCUAUUACACUUUUUGUGGAGAAGACAAGAGAGAAGGAGGUGGAUCUUGAAGAGGGAGAGAAAGAAGAGGAGGUUGAGAAAGAGGCCGCUGAGAACAAGGACAAACCAAAGAUUGAGGAUGUGGGCUCGGAUGAGGAUGAAGAUACAAAGGAUGGCCAGAACAAGAGGAAGAAGAAGGUCAAGGAAAAGUAUAUGGAUGCUCAGGAGCUGAACAAGACGAAGCCCAUCUGGACCCGUAACCCAGAUGACAUCACCAAUGAAGAGUACGGAGAGUUUUACAAGAGUCUCACCAAUGACUGGGAAGAUCAUCUGGCUGUCAAGCAUUUCUCAGUGGAGGGUCAGCUGGAGUUCCGCGCCUUGCUGUUUGUGCCCAGAAGAGCUGCGUUUGACCUCUUUGAAAAUAAGAAAAAGAGAAACAACAUCAAGCUUUAUGUACGCAGGGUCUUCAUCAUGGACAACUGCGAGGAUCUGAUUCCAGAGUAUCUCAAUUACAUCAAGGGUGUGGUUGACUCUGAGGAUCUGCCCUUGAACAUCUCCAGAGAAAUGCUGCAGCAGAGCAAAAUCCUGAAGGUCAUCCGCAAGAACCUGGUCAAGAAGUGCAUGGAGCUGUUCACAGAACUGUCUGAGGACAAGGACAACUACAAGAAGUUCUACGAGCAGUUCUCCAAGAACAUUAAGUUGGGAAUUCACGAGGACUCACAGAACAGGAAGAAGCUUUCUGACCUUCUGCGCUACUACACUUCCGCCUCUGGAGAUGAGAUGGUUUCCUUGAAAGACUAUGUCUCCCGAAUGAAGGACAGCCAGAAACAUAUUUACUACAUCACUGGUGAAACAAAGGACCAGGUGGCCAACUCCGCCUUCGUGGAGCGCCUUCGCAAAGCUGGCCUUGAGGUCAUUUACAUGAUCGAGCCCAUUGAUGAGUACUGUGUCCAGCAGCUGAAGGAGUAUGAUGGCAAGAACCUGGUAUCGGUGACCAAAGAGGGUCUGGAGCUUCCUGAGGAUGAGGACGAGAAGAAGAAGCAGGAAGAACUUAACAAUAAGUUUGAGAAUCUUUGCAAGAUUAUGAAGGAUAUCCUUGACAAAAAGAUAGAAAAGGUCUCAGUCUCCAACCGUCUAGUCUCUUCCCCCUGCUGCAUCGUCACCAGCACCUACGGCUGGACGGCUAACAUGGAGAGGAUCAUGAAAUCUCAGGCCCUGAGGGACAACUCCACCAUGGGCUACAUGACAGCCAAGAAACACCUGGAGAUAAACCCAAUGCAUCAGAUCGUAGAAACACUGAGGGAGAAGGCAGAGGCCGACAAGAACGAUAAGGCAGUGAAGGACCUGGUCAUCCUCCUGUUCGAGACCGCCCUGCUGUCCUCGGGCUUCACUCUGGAAGACCCUCAGACACACGCCAACCGCAUCUACAGGAUGAUCAAACUGGGGCUUGGAAUUGAUGAGGAGGAUUCUGCCGUUGAAGACCAUAUUCAGCCGGUUGAUGAGGAUAUGCCAGUCUUGGAAGGAGAUGAAGACACAUCAAGAAUGGAGGAAGUUGACUAAAAAAAACACUUGCUAGACUUUUCUAGGCUUUUUUGAUGUUUAUUUUUUGUAAGUUACAUUUUCUUUAACAUGAAUACUGCUCUUGAAUAGCAGUAACCUUUCACUAAAUGAUCUGAAAUAAUGCAAGGUAAAACAUCUUUAAUUAUAGUUAUGAUAUAUCUAUAAAUAUUAUAAUAUCUAAAGUAAUUGUUAUCGGUCUAUACGAUAAUGGCUAUUUAUAUGACACUACUGACAACCAUUAGUAGUUAUAGUCAGUGGAAAUUUGACAUAUCUUUUUGUAACUAUUACAUUUUUAUAUGUAAAGCAAUCCAAUUUGUAAUAAAAUAUGUUUACAAAAUUAA